Molecule: messenger RNA, 3514 nt
Organism: Drosophila biarmipes
Lineage: Eukaryota; Metazoa; Arthropoda; Insecta; Diptera; Drosophilidae
Product: cilia- and flagella-associated protein 410
Exons: 9
Coding region: 1415-2899 (494 amino acids)
Biological process (GO): cytoskeleton organization
Molecular function (GO): protein binding
Source: RefSeq, a predicted model, not a curated record
UAGCUACUAGAUAGUAAAUCAGUUAGAAUAACUUUUAAAUUGAAAGCACAUUGCAGUUAAUUAAAAUAAAAUGUGAAACACAAUUGCCUUCACAAGCGCAAAACUGGUUUGCCGCCCACGCCACCCGUUCUCUCUCGCUCCCUCUCUCCGCUUCGCUCUCUCGCCUCGCCUGCUUCACACCUCAUUCGUAAACAAAGACAAUGAAAGCUCCAGUUGAGCGGCUGAAAGGCCCCAAAGCCCCCAGAUUAUUUCUCGCCGUCGAGCCGAGCGCACGUACUCGAAAAAAUAACACUAACAACAGUAUACAAUAGUGCAGCAUUGUGUAAAACACGCGCGUCUCCGCUGUCUCGCUCUGGCACACACCCGACACGGACACUCUCGCGCACACACACGCUGAUACAUACCUGUAAGAGAGCGAGAGACACGAAAAAGGUGCAUGGAAAAGCGGAAAAUCGGAACUGAAAAAGUCUGAAUUUCGCUUAAACGUAGUUAUCUAAGUACGGCUGACAGUUGGAAAACGAAAGUGUCGGCAAAAAGUGUUUCAAUUAGUUAAAUAUCCGAGCAACGCAAGAGGGAAAUCUACACCCACCCGGGCUCGGAAUCGCAGCGGCAAACGGGAAACAUCUGGGCGCGAAAAAAUCGAUCCAGACGAUGUGAAAAUUGGCCAAAUUUCGCCGUACCGCCCAAUGUAAGCAACAAUUUUUGGCAAAAACAACCAGAUACGACUGGAGAUACUGUAUACACUGUGGUGGAUGGGUAGUUGGGCGGCGUGUUACGUUGAUAUCGUAGUAAACAUAAAUAUAAAACCGCGGCGCAACAACCCGAGCGGCUUAGUCAUCCGUGCAAGAGAUUCGCUUUAGCUGCAGAUACCAAGAGAUGCGAGAUACAAAACACCAGAUGCAAUAGACAAUAAGCGGUUUGAAAAACGAACCCAGGCGAACUUGGAAACCGAACGGCCCAUGUAACUCGAACAAAUUUCAGCUGCAAGUACGCGUUAUAAUAUACGCAAUUCCAAUCUUGGAGAUCCCAACUCCAAGCGGUUGAUAAACCCUGCAUCUGAAGGAACUUGAAAGCCCGGAGACCACGUAAUUACAAAUAAAUUGCAGCAACAACAGGGCAACGCCUACGACACGCCAGUGAUUACAACAACAACAUUACUAUUUACCUAGCCAGCGUAACCUGUUGUAGGUUUUUGUAUUGCAUUGUUGCUCACCUCUCGCCGCCUAAAAUUGGGCAUUCACAAGCGGCUUAAAUACGUGGUUAACCAUCGCAAACCAUCGCAUAGCACUAUACAUUCGGCCGGAAUCUGCAAGUGGCACACCUGUGGCCACGGGUCAGUUGAACACCAAUUGGACGACCAGUUGGAGCCAAGGCAACACCAUCGCCAUUGCCUUUGCAAUCACAAUCACACACAAUGUCGAGACUCACCGAGGAAAUGGUGAUUGCGCGGGCCAAGCAGUCCGAUCUGUCCCUGAUCAAGAAGCUUAAUUGCUGGGGCAGUGAUCUCAGCGAUGUGUCCAUCAUCAAGCGAAUGCGUGGAGUGGAAGUUUUGGCUCUGAGUGUCAACAAGAUCAGCACGCUGUCGCCCUUCGAGGACUGCAACAAACUGCAGGAACUGUAUUUGCGCAAGAACAACAUCUCGGACAUCAACGAGAUCGCCUACCUGCAGAAUCUGCCGGCCCUCAAGUACCUCUGGCUGGAGGAGAAUCCCUGCUGCGACCGAGCGGGCGCCAACUAUCGGCAGCUCGUGUUACGCGCCCUGCCCAACCUGAAGAAGCUCGACAAUGUGGAAGUCACCCAGGAGGAGUUGGACGACGCCCUGCGUGGAGGCGGUGGCGCCGCCCCGGAGGAUGAGGUGUACGAGGAUGCCUACCAGCAGCAGCAGCAGCAUCAGCAGACGGCGCGAACCUCCCCGCAGCAGAUGCCGCAGCAGCAGCAGCAGCACAGCUACCCGCAACACUCGCCGCCGCAGCAGCAGCAUCACCACCAGCAGCAUCACCAACCGCAGCAGCAGCAUCAAUCGCAACAGCAGCGACGCAGCUCCAGUCCCAUGAAAGAGCCGCCACAGUUGGCCAGUCCGCUGGUCAAUAACAGCAGCGAUGGGAGCAUCAGCCACAGUGCCAGCGAUCUCUACCAGGUUCAGGCGGCCCUGCCGCUGAAGGGCUCCCAGCCACCCACGCCCACCAAGGAACCCGUGCAUCCGCCAUCGCCCAUGUAUAACACCAUAACCAAAGAGCAGCGCACCUCCUACCACCAGUACGAUCGCUCGCCGGGAUCCGACCAGGAGAGUAGUCCGCACACAGCAUACAGGGAGGUGCGGCCCACGCCGCUACCGCCCAGCAUCUCUGCGCACUCGAUGAAGGUAAGCCCGACCAUCCUCACCAGAGGCGCAAGCGUGGCACGAUGGGUCGGGACGAUGGUGAAGCUAUCUAAUUGUGGUAUUCCCGCACAGGAGUACUAUCAGUCGGACAGGCCCGCCUACCCGGCGCACUACCGCCACAGCCAGACGGACCUCACCGAGUGGGAGGAGCACCAGCAGGCUCCCCAGGUGCAUCACAAUCCGUACGGCAGCCAAAUGCAGCUGCAUCAUCCCCAGCGACGCAGCGCGGGACCGGAGACGACGGCCUACCGGAAUGGCAGUGCCCGGGAGAAUGGCGGCGAGUGGGAUCCGGAGGAUAGGCCCAGGUCGAGACGGCCCGAGGGCAGAUAUAGUGACUCGACUACUACUUUAUCGGCCUCCGUGAUGAAUCACUACACGGGCUACCAUCGCCGGCCCGUGAAUAGGAAUUCGAACCUACUCUCCGCGACCCUCUGCCUGGUGAAGGAGCUGGACUACGCCAGUCUGGAGGUGCUCGAGCACGCCGUGCGAUGUCGCAUCGAUGAGAUGGCGGGCGAAUGAUGAAGACGACUCUCUAAUCGCAUGUCGAUUAGCUAAUCCAACGCCUUUGGGGAGUUUCAAAACCACAAAUGACCAGAAAAUCACUUAAAAGACAAGCAGCGCAGGCUGCCGAGGAGGAGAGAAAAUGCUGAUAUUAUACUAACGUCUUAAGCAACAAAGGAAAAUGAAAGCAAAUCAGAUACUUAACGAGGAUAACGAUUCAUACUUGCCAAUUGUAAACUGUCAUAGUGUAACUAGCAACUUUUGUAAGCAUUUUGUCAUGUAACGAACUUUGCUAAGGGAAUCAGAGAACGAAGGAGAAACAUAGAAGAUAAUCGCCGAUGGAUCGUUUAAUGAAUGCUUACAUUGAUUUCCGCCUUUUGAUCCCAGAUCCCGUUCAGUUGAGUCCCGAUCGAGCACACAGACCGCUAAAAACUAGCCUUCUUCUUUGUACUUAACUCGCGAGGAUCGAAACUAACAAACUAAUGGCGCCCAAGGCGCCGAGCACAAUGUAUCUUCCUUGUUUCUUUGUAAGAUUAGCUGAAAUUUAUAAUCAUGACUUUGUUAAAUAUUUUGUACACGAAAGCAAUUAACGCUAAACCUUAAUUUUAAUAUAUUUACCUAUAAUGCAAUGAA